Molecule: messenger RNA, 17010 nt
Organism: Aspergillus welwitschiae
Lineage: Eukaryota; Fungi; Ascomycota; Eurotiomycetes; Eurotiales; Aspergillaceae
Product: acetyl-CoA synthetase-like protein
Exons: 4
Coding region: 1-17010 (5669 amino acids)
Biological process (GO): secondary metabolite biosynthetic process; amino acid activation for nonribosomal peptide biosynthetic process
Cellular component (GO): cytoplasm
Molecular function (GO): phosphopantetheine binding; catalytic activity
Source: RefSeq, a predicted model, not a curated record
AUGGAAGACCUGCCCGUGGGGGUAUUUCCCACGCUGGUACCCCCGAGCUCUAGUGGUCACACAGAAUUCCAUGCCCGGGAGAUUUCCCCGGACAUCCUCACAAAUCUUCUGCAAAGCAGUAUCCGAAAGGAAGUUGAUCUGAUAGUGCUGUUGCGUAGCAUCUGGGCCAUUGUUCUCCGCCAGUAUGUCGAGUCAGACGGGCUGUGCUUCAAGGCGGGAAGCAUGACUUCAGCUUGCUCUGAGUUGGAUAUGCUGGUCUAUCAAGCUGGCAUCUCUUCACAUGACACCCCAGAAGGUAUCUGGAGACAGCAGCAAAUAACGACCGGUAUCAGUGCGGGAGGUCGGAACUGGGAGGUGAAUACUGGUGUUUUUCUACUCAAGCCGUGCAGUGAUAGGCAAUGGAGAGCCAGAGCAAUGCAAGCUGUGGAUGCUUGCUUGGUUAUGGAAGAAGUGGAUGCCAAUGCUCCUCGUCUCUAUUUCCUGGCGAAAGCGACAUUAUUAUCCAGACAGCAGGUUCAGUAUGUUGCAGAUACUGUCGCUCAUGUCGCCUCAGAGAUCCUGCGCAAGCCCAACCAGACACUCAGGGAUACGGGUUUCUUUAGUCCCCAACAUGCACCAAUCCUACACAAGUGGAACCACCGUACCUUCUGGCCUGGCGAGGGCGACAUUCCCUCUUCCAUCCUGGACGCCAUUCGACGACAUAGUCAGCGGAGCCCCGACGCGCUCGCUAUUGUCGCUUGGGAUGGCAGUAUUUCCUACGGAGAUCUCGAGGCACGCAGCACGUGUCUGGCAGAGUAUCUGCGUCGUGUCGGUGUUGGCCCGGGUGUCAUGGUGCCCCUGCUUCUAGACCACAGCCAAUGGGUCAUCAUCACCCAAUUGGCCGUCCUCAAAGCCGGAGCAGCCUUUGUACCCCUGGAGCCAUCGCAUCCACAGGAGAGAUUGCGAUAUAUAGUGCGCUGUGUGAAAGCCUUCUUGAUUGUGGCGUCCGAGGCGCAUUGCGCUCGGGCUCGACAGCUGGUUGAGCAAGUCAUCCCGAUUAACGAGAGCAUCAUGAAUACAGUGCGUAGCGCAAUCCUGUCGACGGCGUGCAUAACUCCGACUGCAGACGCUCCGGCAUAUGUCCUUUUCACCUCGGGCAGUACCGGGCAGCCCAAAGGCUGUGUGAUCGACCACCGUGCGAUGGCCCAACUCCCCCAUGAUGGUGUAGCAGCGUCAGUGGGACCUGACUCACGUGUGCUGCAAUUUGCGACCUAUAGCUUCACCAUGGCCAUCUAUGAGAUAUAUUGGUGUUUGAGUAAUGGCGGGACACUCUGUAUCCCCUCAGACCAUGACAGGUUGAACAAUCUUCCUACCGUGAUCGAGGAGAUGCAAGUCACCUGGGCCGUGCUGACUCCGUCAGUACUGCGACGGCUGAGCCACGAUAACCCCCCAUCGAGUUUGCAGACGCUUGCCCUAGGCGGAGAGCCGUUGGCUGCAGGGGAUAUGGAGGCCUGGGUGCGAAAGCUGCAAGUGUUUUUCGGUUAUGCGUCUAGUGAAGGGACAGCACUGAAUUGCCUGACGGAGCUGAGCGAGCAAUCACAUGCCUUAGAGUAUACGCCUACCCCCCGGGUUCGUCACUGGAUUGUUGAUCCCGACAACCAUGAUAAACUCGCGGCAAUGGGCACAGUUGGGGAGUUGAUCGUUGAGAGUCCCGGACUCGCCCGCGAAUACCUGGACAAUCCAACCGCCACUGCCGCCGCAUUCAUUCAAAGUCCCGACUGGAGAAGGUCAUUUCGAUUUUCCCAGGAUGGGAGCCAACCGAUCCGUAUGUAUAAAACCGGAGACCUCUUCCGCUAUACGGAGAGGGGCAACCUGCAGUACGUUGGCCGGAAGGCCACGCAAGUGAAGAUCCGCGGCCAACGUUUGGAUCUGGGAGAAGUCGAAUACAACGUCAGCCAACAGUGUCCUGCACCCGCCCGAGUGAUUGCAGAGACAGGGGUCCCGAGAGAUGGGGCAGGGACAAUGUUACUAGUCGCGUUUCUUUAUUCGGACAACUACACAUUAGAGCAAUCAGAAACGACGCAGUCAGAUGAGGCCUCUCUAUUUGCUGUCCCCUCCGAUCAGUUCCGCGCCGACAUGAAGCAUUUAACACAAGCAUUAGAACCAUUGUUACCGGCCCAUAUGCUUCCUAGCAACUACAUCCCUUUGCGACGCUUCCCAUCGACGUUGACGGGAAAAGCCGACCGUCGUCUGUUACGCGAACUGAUCCAGCAGCACACUCGCGGCGAGUUGGAGCGUUACCAGUCUGUGACGACUAAUACUGUAGCGCCUCCAAGCACUCGCCUGGAGCGAGACCUUCACGGCCUUUUCGCCGAGGUACUGGGGAUUAAUGCUCAGGACUUCGGGAUUCAUCACAGCUUCAUAAGUCUGGGAGGAGAUUCGCUCGCCGCGAUGAAGCUGGUCAAUUUGAGCCGUAAGCUAGGCCUGCGCUUGACAGUCGCGCAGAUUAUGGAGAGCAAGACUGUUGCCAAGCUGAGCAACAUCACGUUGGUCGACGAGUCUUCAGUUAGCACGAUAAUCCCUCUGAGGGAUGGCCCUCUCGAAGCCAAACUUCCGCUCGACUUUUGGGAAGGUAUCGAAGAAGAACAUAUUGAAUUUAUUUCCAACUGCUCCACCAUCCAGCAGGGCAUUCUAUUGGGACACAUCCGAAACCCAGCCCACUACCAUAAUCGAAUAGUGUGGGAAGUCCUUGACCCCCCUGCAGCACGAGAUAUCGAUCGAAUGCGCCGUGCAUGGGCGCACGUUUGCCGCCGUCACCCCAUGCUACGUACCUUUUUCGUGGAAGCUCCAGCCGGAAACAGCUCCAUGGCGCUUCAAAUCACGUUGAAAGUGUCCCACUUCGGCCCUGAGGAUGUGGAUGUGUUGUAUGAGGAGCCUGAACAAAUGCCCAGCACGAAUCCCGCUCUAGCCUCUGACCAGCCCCUACAGUGGAUUCCCCGAUUACGAAUCUAUGAGUUUACCGGAAAUCGGCUAUACUGUGCAAUCGAUAUUCAUCAUGUUCAGGUGGACAUGAUCUCCUUGGGGAUAAUUAUCCGAGAUCUGAGGCGUUGCUAUUUGGAUGAGACUGAGUAUGUUGCAGCGGGCGACGUGUCUGAACCCAACAGUGUGUCAUACACCGACUACGCCCAGUAUCUCGUUGCAUCCCAGUCAGCGGAGAGUCUCAGUUACUGGAGAAUUCGCCUAGCUCACACGGAGCCGUGUAUAUUUCCCCGCCUGCAGCAGGGCCCGUUUGAGGCCGCUUCGUCAGCCCUUUGCAGUGUAGAGCUCCCUCUGAUGCCGAUGGCUGACCAUCUGCAGUCAUUCUGCAAGGAUACGGAAGUCACCGUAGCCACGGUGUUCAAGCUUGCCUGGUCACUGGUGCUAAGCGCAUAUACUGGGUCUCGCUGUGCCUGUUAUGGUUCGGUGACGGCAAUGAGGGAUGUCCCUUUAGCGGGUGUCGAAGACUUGGUCGGGCCACUAAUCAACACGCUUCCGUUUUGUGUGGAAUUGAACCCCGACGAAAGAGUGAUGAAUGUGCUUCGACGGGUCCAAAAUCAAUUCCUCGAAGAACUACCACACCGACAAGUAUCCAUUGCAGAACUUCAACAUUCCCUAAAGAAUAGCAGCGGUACUCUCUUCAACACCACAAUGAGCUUUGUCGACAGCUUAGACCCUGCAGCAAAUUCCCAACACCCUAUACGAUUGGUCUCCUGGUACGGACCGACUGAAUAUGACCUCGUAGUUGAAGUAACUCCAGGGCCCCCCGUCUCGUGCUGCAUCAGAUACUGGAGCCAUAUGAUGUCCGACUGGCAAGCAUCCGCUCUCGCAGAUACUCUAGCCAUGUCGGUUUCGCAGAUUCUACGUGGUGCAUCUUCAGGCCAGUCCGUCGGAAGCCUCGAUCUUUGUACGGCCCGAGAUAAGCAGAAGCUCGUUGAAUGGAAUGGGUCUCCCCCGGAGGCCGUGCGGGUGCGUGUGCACGAUUUGAUCAAGGCUCGAUGCAUCGAGCAGCCAGAUGCCUUGGCGGUGUGGGCCUGGGAUGGUGCUUUGAGCUAUCGGGAGCUCGACUGUCUUUCCUCGAACCUAGCUAGAAGGCUUAUGGCCCGUGGGGUCGGACCUGAAGCGUUUGUCGGUAUUUGUUUUGACCGGUGCAAAUGGACGUUGGUAUCGGUUCUAGCUGUCGCCAAAGCUGGGGGUGCAUUUUGCCUGAUGGACUCGUCGCAUCCGACAUAUCGCCUGCGCGAAAUCUGUGAUGCCUUGGGAGCAAAUUUAGUGAUCACAACACCAACACAUGUCGCAAAGGUAUCCAAAUGCGAACGUCCCUUGUUGGUAGUAGUGGAGGGUGUGUGUUCUGAAACGGACGAUUUGCCAGGUGGAUUGGGGUCCGAACAUCGUGACACACUUCCUCGAAAUGCCUUAUAUGCAGUCUUCACAUCCGGCUCGACGGGAAAGCCCAAAGGCGUCGUUAUCACACACGAGAAUCUGGCUGCAACAAUCAAAAAUUGCCCUCAGCGGUUGGACCUACGACCAAGCGAUCGGUCUCUUCAUUUUGCGUCUUACGCCUUUGACUUCAGUAUCAUCGAGGUUAUAGUUCCCAUGGUAGUGGGGGCCUGCGUCUGCAUUCCAUCGGAGCAUGACCGUUUGAAUAAUUUGCCCAAGGCCAUGGCGGACCUUGCGGUAACCUGGGCGAUUAUGACCCCGACGGUGUCUCGGUUACUAGAACCUGCCAGCCUGCCCACCCUUCGAACUUUAGUCCUUGGAGGAGAGGCAAUCAUGCCUUAUGAUUUCACGACCUGGCAGGGUUACACGACCCUCAUCAGCGCAUAUAGUCCGGCUGAAUGCACGCCGAUUGGACUUUGCACUGUGGUUCAGGCGGAUGAUCCGAACUGUUUGGGCAAGCCAUUCACUUCUAUGUCGCCCUGGAUCGUUGACCCAGAAAAUGUUCAGCGGUUGGUCCCAGUCGGUGCUGUAGGAGAGCUCGUCAUAGAAAAAACCGUCGUCGGUCGAGGCUAUCUACACGAUGCAGAGCACCGUGAUAUAGCCUCCUCACCGUUCAUCCCUCCGACUCGGUGGCUAUCCCAAUAUCGAACUAUCGACGUGACUAACCCUUCGCGUUUAUAUCGUACCGGUGACCUUGUCCAAUUUACUGAGGACGGGGCGGUACGAUUUAUCGGGCGCAAGGACUUGCAGGUCAAGAUCCGGGGUCAGCGACUGGAACUGGGCGAAGUAGAAUCUCGACUCCGAAGCUACCUCCCUUGGGCUGGCGCAAUUGUCGUCGAAGCUGUUGUCUUGAAAUCCCCCAGUGGUCGCGCAGUACUGGUCGCCUUUAUAUCCAUUUGCUCCCCAGAUGUUACAGACAACGCCGAGACAGUGUGCGAGAUAGCCGGAUCGUUUGAUAAUGAUGACAAUAGUGUAUAUCAGCGUGACAUCGAUAAGGCUCUUUCACAUCUUGGGGAUGAGCUACCGAACUGGAUGGUCCCUUCGGUUGUUCUGAAGGUGCAGGGCAUCCCAAUGACCAAAUCCGGAAAAGUUGAUCGACGCAGACUGCGACAACUAGCUACCCUGAUUCCCCGAGAGACGCUAGGGGCCUCUAAUGCCCAUAGUUCUCUUCGUCAAGCUCCAGUCACCGAAGAAGAGAGACGGCUACAGAUGGCUUUCGCGAACAUCUUGCAAAUGCGCCCUGAGGAGGUAUUCGCUGACAGUCACUUUUUCCAACUUGGGGGUGAUUCUGUUGGAGCCAUGGAGCUGGUGGCAGCGGCGAGGCUACAGAAUAUGGGAAUCAGUGUCAGUGAGAUUUUCCAGCAUCCUACAUUGAGUGAGCUGGCAGCGGUGGCAACCAAGACCAUGGAUGAGGAGACUUCUGAGAUUCCGCCCUUCAGCCUUCUACCCAGUGACUACGAAUCGGAUAUCAUCUCAUCCGCUCUAGAGCAAUGUGCUCUAUCGCUGAAUGACUUGGGUGAUAUCUAUCCGUGUACCGCCUUUCAGGAAGGGUUAAUGGCCCUUGCCAGUCAAAAAGCUGGCAAGUACGUCUGUCAGUGUCUAUUUGAGCUCGGACGUGAUGUUGAGAUAAAUAAAUUGAAGACCGCGUGGCAAGCAACAGUGACUGCCAAUGAUAUCCUCCGCACCCGGAUUAUUCACGUUCACCCGCACGGUACCUUCCAGGUGGUCCUGACGCCAGCCGCAGCUCCGAUUUUUUGGCACAGAUAUGAGACCGUCAAUGAAUGGCGCAAGAAGGAUAUGGAACUGAACAUGGAACUGGGAACCACAUUGGCUCGCUUUAGCAUCCUCAGCUCGGCCCAGGGACAGACACUCGUAGGUGUCUCUCUCCAUCAUGCCAUUUACGAUGGCGUCUCCCUGCCCCGACUCUUUGACCAGGUGCAAAGGGCAUAUCAGAAUGAACGUCUACCCCUCAAUAAAUUCACACCCUUUAUUCGCUCUCUAAUCUUGCAGAAUCCUAAGGAUGUUGAAGAAUUCUGGCGCACCGAGUUCCAUGGUCUUCAGACUUCGGUAUUCCCAGGUUUGCCCGAGCCUGGAUUUGUGCCCAACCCUACAGCGAGCGUGGAAAAGGAGAUCAGGUUCCCACGGCCACCGCACCUGCCAAGUGUCACCCUUUCAACAGUAAUGAGGCUGGCAUGGGCACUGCUGGUAUCAUAUUAUACAGAUUCUGAGGAUGUGGUCUUUGGCGUCACCGUCAGUGGUCGAGCGCGGUCUGUUCCUGGGAUAAACCUUCUAACUGGCCCUUCUAUGGCCACUGUUCCAUUCCGCACGCGAAUUUGUCGUGAUAGUCUACUUCUGGACGCUCUGCGUGAUGCUCAGGACCAUUCCAUGCGCAUGAUUCCCUUUGAGCAGGCAGGUCUGCAAAGGAUCCGAGAGCUCAGCGAUGAAGCUAGCGUUGCCUGCGGAUUUCAGUCACAGUUGGUCAUUCAACAUGGCGAGCAUAGCCAGGCCUCCCCUAACAUGAUGAUACUGCGUGAUCAGUUUGCGGAUCAUGCGGCGUUUCUCAACUACGCACUGGUUAUAUUGUGCACCCCAUCAACGGCACAUCAAACCGUACGCGUGAACGUUCAGUUCGAUCCGCAAAUUGUACUGCCGGCGGUCGCAGAUCGACUGCUGAGCCAAUUUGCCCAUAUCGUGGAUCAGAUGUGUGCGCCAUCUAGCUACAACGCUAGGCUCGGGGGCCUCGAAACAAUAACUCCCCAAGAUUGGACCUCGCUGCGGCAAUGGAACGGCAGCCUACCAGCCGCAUACCCUCAUCCGCUUCAUCAUCUCGUACUGUCGCAGGCGGAGACCACACCCGACAGGCGGGCCGUGGAGUCAUGGGAUGGAACCUUGACAUAUGCUGAAUUGAAUGAUCUCUCGGGAAAGCUAGGGCAGCAUCUGUUGAACCGUGGACUGAAACAGGGUUCACGGGUGGUUCUCCUUUUUGACCGCUCCCUCAUAUCGGUUGUGACAAUGUUGGCAGUGCUUCGGUCAGGAGGCAUAUGUGUCAACAUUGACCCAUCUCUACCGCAGACUCGCAUUACCCGGACAAUACACCAAGCACGGCCCUCAGUGGCAUUGGUAUCAUCUACAUAUCAGUCGCGGCUGGCAGAUGCAUUGCCGGUUCCUGUCCUCACGAUUGCACUGCAUACCAUACCACGAAGCGCAAAGAACAUCCCUUGGCCACUUGUGCGCUCUACUGACCUUGCAUUCAUUCUCUUCACUUCCGGUACCACGGGAAAGCCCAAAGGCAUUAUGGUAGAACAUGGAAAUUGCGCUACCGACAUUUUUCACUACAGUGCUGUCUUGGCCGUCACCCCGGAAAUAAGAACACUACAUUUCUGUAGCUAUGCAUUUGACUUGAGUAUCUACGAGGUUCUGACACCCUGGAUGCACGGCGGAUGUCUGUGCAUCCCAUCAGAGUCUGCACGGCUUUCAGAUUUGCCCGGAGUCAUCCAGAAAUACCACGUCAACUUCGCAAUCCUGACUCCAUCCGUGGGGAGUGCGCUACAUCCAAGUGACCUUCCCAGCCUGCAAACCCUCAUCCUGGGUGGUGAAGUGAUGCCUGCGGUGAUGUUCGACCGCUGGGCCUCUCACGUACGCUUGAUCAACUUGUAUGGCCCAGCAGAGGCCACCCAGUGUGCCGCUCUCCACCUGAAACCCACAGACGAGUUUGUGCCAGGACUUCUUGGUGCUAUGGUUGGCGCCUCGGGCUGGGUCACGGUCCCUGGCAGUCCAAAUUGCCUCACCCCCAUUGGUGCGGUGGGCGAGCUCCUGAUAGAAGGCCCAGCGGUAACUCGGGGCUAUUUUGACGAAAUGGAACAGACGCAAGCAUCAUAUAUCGAUCCGCCAGCCUGGUUGCAGGAGUUUCGCGGGCCUGCUGAGCCUGGCCGCCUCUUCUGCUCUGGAGACCUGGUGCAGUAUGUACCUAACCGGCCAGGUUGGCUGCGCUACAUUGGACGCAAGGAUAAGCAAGUCAAAAUCCGUGCACAAAGGGUCGACCUGACGGAAGUCGAGCACCAUGUCGAUGAGCUACUCCCACCAGGCAGUCAGGCAAUUGCCGAGGUCCUGUUCCAGCACUCGUCUCCUCGCCAAUCGAGCCAGCUUGCAGUAUUCUUGGCCUUUGGUGAACAGUUAACCAUCAAAAUGGACAUCAUAUGCGCCCUCGAUGAGCCAUUCAGAAAAUUAAUAGCUGAAAUCCACCCACAGCUUCAGAAAAGUCUCCCUUCUUACAUGGUCCCCACCCUCUUCUUUCCGGUAUCUCACGUUCCUCAAACACCCACCGGUAAGACCGAUCGAAAUCGGUUGCGGCAGUUGGUAGAAGGGUGGACGACCGAACAGCUGCUGCCAUAUCACCCGUUCAGUACAGAUUCAGCGCGUGCGCCAGUAGAGACGGCUGAGGAGCGCAUCUGGCAGCACAUGUGGUGCGAGGUACUCUGCAUACGUCCCGAGAAUAUCGCCAGAACUAGUCAUUUCUUUCACCUUGGCGGUGAGUCUGUUAGAGCGAUGAGGUUGGCCGGGUUGGCACAACGUGAGGGAUGGAUCAUUUCCGUGCCAGAUAUUUUCACUCAUCCGACACUAUCGGAAAUGGCGAGUUUCGCCGUACCCUCCCCCAAGGGUGUGCCGGUUCCAUCUCCAGACCGUUUCGGCCUGGUAGGAAGCAGAAGGCGGGAAUCAUAUCUGGUUAAUAUGGCGACUCACCAGUGCAACGUCACCAAAAGUGAGAUAGAGGAUAUAUAUCCUUGUACCCCGCUCCAAGAGACUCUCAUAGCCUCAACGGUACAAAAAGGAGGCUCCUAUCAAGCGCUGGAAGCCUUUGAUUUGAUCGCCGAUGUGGAUUUGGAACGCUUGGAAAUGGCGUGGCAAAAGACAGCGGCCGAUCAUGCUAUCCUCCGCACGCGAAUUAUGCAAGACUAUACCGGCGAACUGUUUCAGGUGGUAGUCAAAGGUCCGUUAGCAUGGACCGUGGAACAAGCGGAUAAAAACGCUGAGAACGGGUUACUGCAUUUCCAGCGUACCAUGGGCAUUGGGACACCCUUGAUUCAUCUAGUCCUUCUACAAUCUCCCGGAUCCACGAUACCCGAUCGUCUCUUGCUCUCGAUACAUCACGCAUUGUACGAUGGAUGGUCCCUGCCCCUGUUGCUCGAGGAGGUCAAUCAGAAAUACAUCGGCCCAUAUCGGGGCCAGGACACAACCGUGCCUUUCAACGAGUUGGAAACGAAGACAGAAGCUCGACUAUUUCCACGUUUGCCGGACGGGGUAUACGAGCCACACCCACAGGCUAUUUUGCAGGACCAAGUCUCCGUUAGCCCGACGCGGAAUGAAUCUGGGAUAACCCUCGCAACCAUGGUCCAGGCAUCUUGGGCAUUGACAGUGAGUUGCUACUUGAACGCAAGCGAUGUAGGGUUUGGGAUCACCACCUCUGGACGAGCUGCCCCUGUUCCGGGAAUCGAUCGACUGUUGGGACCUACGCUGGCUACAUUGCCCCGACGCAUACAUAUCCAGAGCACGCUGGAUAUCAAACUUCUCCUACGGCAACUACAGCAGCGCUUUACGGAGCAGUCCAAGUAUGAACACAUUGGACUGCAGCAGAUUCGCCAGCUAGGGGCAUCGGCGGCCAGCGCGUGUCGCUUCCAGACUCUCCUGGUCAUUCAGCCCGACCAGCCAAAGCGCCAGCUGGCUUGGGCUGGAAACCACCAGAGUGCGGCCGAAUUGACGCAGUUUAGCAAUGUUGCGUUAACCUUGAUCUGCCAGCUCCCCUCUCCCUCCUCGACGUCCAUUGGCCUGACAGCAGUCUACGACCCUCGAGUACUGGCACCCGCACAGAUGCAGCGGGUUCUGUCGCAAGUUGGCCAUGUCUUCAGAGAGUUACAGGAUGCUCCAGACGGUGUUCCCAUCGCCUCGCUCAAUAUGCUGAACCCCAGCGACUCCACAGAAUUGCAACAGUGGAAUGAGCUCACUGUUCCUACUGGAAAGCAUCAAGAUCAAGAAUUUGUGCAUGACAUGAUACGGCGGAGAUGCCAGCUUCAACCAGACGCCGUAGCCGUUGAGGCAUGGGACGGAAGCCUCACUUAUGGAGAGCUGGAUUCCUACACGGAGUACCUGGCUGCGAAACUGCAGCUAUGUGGUGUUCGCAACGACCACUUCAUUGCUCUCUACUUCGAGAAGUCAUGUUGGACCAUUGUCGCCCAACUGGCGGUCGUGAAAGCCGGAGGGGCCCUAGUGAUGCUAGAGCCUUCUCAUCCCGUUGAUCGCCGUCGGGAUAUUUGCCAGACUUUGGAUGUCAUGUUAAUCCUUGGACCUCCUCACCUCACUCAUUCGUUGGAACAGGAGCUCAAUAUCAAGGUACUACCUAUCAGCAAGGCUCAUCUCAUCGUGAUGGAUGGGGAACAUCUAUCAGUCAACAGUCAUAUACAGUCUCAUAACCUCAUGUAUGCCAUCGCUACAUCCGGGACUACUGGUUGUCCUAAGCUCGCAUUGGUUCAUCAUGGCGGUUUUGUUGCCACUGCAAGGACCUUGGUUGAUAGGCUCCUCUUACUGGCAUCGUCUCGGGUGCUUCAAUUCUCUAGUUACGGGUUCGACGCAAGCUUAGUGGAACAACUGCUUCCGUUAAUUGUAGGAGGCUGCGUCUGUGUUCCCACCCCCUUUGACCGUGAUAACCGCCUAGCGUUCACGAUGGCGACCAUGAAGAUCAAUUGGAUGGUUGCACCAGCAUCAGUGAUUCACCUGCUUUCACCUGAUACGGUCCCAACACUACAGACAUUAAUAUCUGCGGGUGAACCAUUGCAGCAAAGUAUAAUCGAUGUGUGGGCCACUCGAGUCAACCUCAUAAAUGCAUACGGCCCAGCGGAGUGCAGUAUGGUGUGCUCAGUCAACCCAAGCGUAAGGCCGGGAACCGAUCCGAACAAUAUCGGAUACCCAAUUGGUGGCACCUGUUGGAUAGUAGACCCGAAUGAUAUCAACACCCUUUUGCCAAUUGGUGCUGAAGGAGAACUCCUGGUGGAAGGGCCGAACGUCGGUGUCGGAUAUGCGAAAGACCCUCGGCGCACAAGAGUUGCAUUUUCAUCGUCACCGCCUCACUGGCUCCGCUCCAUUCACGGAGAUUCAGUCCACACCCGAAUAUACCGCACAGGAGAUAUCGCUCGAUAUAAUCCCGACGGAUCUGUGCAUUACGUGGGCCGUAAGGAUUCACAAAUCAAAUUACAUGGGCAGCGGAUCGAGCUCGCCGAGGUGGAACAUCAUGUCAGGCUAUGUUUCCCAGGCGCCAUCCAGGUAAUUGUUGAGAUGGUCAAGUUUGACGAUUUUGAAACUAGCUCCCUCGUCGCCCUCAUCGUCUUGUCUAGCUCAGGCUUUCCAGCGUCUGGAUCAAACAUCCUGCUCCCAACAACCGCGAAUUUCCUCAACAAUGUUCAACACGCGGAAGCACUCCUGCAGGAUCGUAUCCCACCCUAUAUGAUCCCGACGCUGUUCGUACCGGUGGCACAGAUCCCCUUCAAUACCAAUGGCAAGGCAGAUCGUGCUCGUCUGAGAACCUUGGUUGCUUCUCUGUCCAUCCAUGAUCGUACAGGCUAUCGCUCCACGGCCACAACAAAGCCUAACACAGAUCUAGAAAUUGUGCUUCAUGGAAUCUGGUCCCGUGUUUUACGGAUCUCACCUCAGAGGCUUGGCAUCCAUGAAAGCUUCUUUCGGGUAGGCGGCAAUUCUAUUAGCAGUAUGCAACUAGCGGCGCAGUGCAACGAGGCUCUCCUUCCAAUAUCCGUCCAGGAUAUCUUCCGUUGCCGAACAAUUUCGCGGUUGGCGUCAUCAUUCAAGGGUCAUCCUGUCCAGGCGGACAGAUCUUUAGAAGCACAUAGCCAGGAUGGAUCACUGGGCCCAGUGCAGCGGCUGCUGCCUGAAGUAGGGCACCCCAAGGCUCCAGUGGAUUCUACUCUUGCCGCCUUCACUGAUGGCCAGCUCGAGGAGAUAAAUAACGGCAUCCCGCUUGGAUAUGAAGGGCAGAUACAAGAUAUCUACCCCUGCUCCCAUGCACAGCAGGGCAUGCUCAUCAGCAAUACACGCAACUCCAGCCUCUAUCAGCAAGUCUAUCGCUUUGAAGUGGUUAGAGGUUUUGAUGCGCCCAAGGUUGACUGUCAGCAGUUGGUAAGGGCGUGGCAUGCGGUAGUCAAGCGACAUGGAGCCCUGCGGACCGUUUUCCUUGAUAUACCAGGGAGAGGGUUCCACCAGAUCGUGCUCGUCAAUGCAAUAGACAAUGUCAUAAUUGCGGCUGACGGCAACCAUAGCAGUACAUGUACCCAAAAGAGACCUGGUACACAAGACCUGUAUGGUCCUUUACCAACUCUAAUUAUUCACCAGGAGUAUGAUGAGCGGCUUUGGAUCGAACUGCAUAUAAGUCAUGCUCUUCUAGAUGGAGUGUCACUGCGAAUCAUCGAACAAGACCUCGUGAAAGCAUACUACAACAACCUACCCUCUUCAUUACCUGACUAUCGGGAUUACGUCACCUAUCUGCGGGCAAAGGGAGAUACGGAAAUAUCAUUGAGCUACUGGAAAAAGUACCUGGAGGGUGCGCAGCCCUGCCUCUUUCCUCGCCUCCGUGACUCUACAGCAGCAGUGACAGACGUGUCGGAGCCAAAGGCAACCGUCGACUUCGUGUCGCUUGACUUGGGCCCUUCGAAGUCUCUUGAUCAGUUGUGUGAGACUCAUUGCCUGAGCCUUACCGCUAUCUUGCAUGUAGUUUGGGCCGUUGUGCUGCAGCAAUAUACCGGAACGGACAGCGUGUGCUUUGGAUAUGCCACAUCCGCGCGGCAUGUCCCCAUCCCUCAUGUGGACGAAAUAGUUGGUCCAAUGAUCAACACGCUGCCCAGUCAAAUCCAACUCUCUAGGGAUGCAUCAGUACUGUCCACUUUACAAAAGUACACCGUUCAUUUCAUGUCCUGCAUGGAGCAUGCCUACGUUUCACUUGGACAGAUAUUACACUCGGCUAUGUCCAGUACACAAUCACCUUUCAACACAAUGAUAACUAUUGUUGAGACUGGAGAUCGUAGAGACGACGCUGAUGGAUCCUGCUUAUCGUUGGUUGGUAUGGAUGGACAUGGGGAGACAGAGUAUGCGUUGGCCUUGACCGUUUCCAAAGCAUCGAGCCGCAUGGAUUUGCACCUUUCAUACCAAACAUCCAUGGUCAAUACUUCUCAGGCCCAUGAUGUGUGCCUGAUGUUUCAAAAAGUCCUGUGCGAGGUCUUGGAGCGGCCCACAGCCAAGACUGGUGCCAUCGAUGCCCUGAAUAUGGGCCAGAGACAGCGCAUGGAAUCGAGGCAGCCUACCCCACCGGCUGCAGCAAAUACAUUGAUAUACGAAACCAUUAAUCGGCGAUGCGCAGAGCAACCAUCAUCAUCGGCCGUCUGUGCCUGGGAUGGUGAAUUCACCUACGGGGAAAUUGAUCAGCUCUCAUCAGUAUUGGCGGGAGAGAUCCUUGCCCAUGGAGUUAAACCGGAGGACCCGGUUUUGGUAUGCCUUGAAAAGAGCCGCUGGGUUCCGGUGGUUAUGCUGGCAGUCUGGAAAGCCGGGGCAUGCUUAGUUCUUCUGGAUGUCACCCAUCCAACUACUCGAUUGCAUAUGAUUGCCAAGCAAUCUGCCGCAUCGCUGGCAAUUGCAAAUAGAAGUACGCGCUCCAAAGCAAACAUCCUGUGCUCACGAGUAUUGCAAAUCGAUGAUGACCGCUUGUGGACUCGACAUGUUAACUCCUCGCGGGCUGAGAUGGUUCAUGUUGACGGACACAGCGCUGCAUACAUUAUAUUCACAUCUGGCUCGACUGGAACACCCAAAGGGGCUGUGAUUGAACAUGCUUCCCUUUCCAUUGCGUGGGAGACCCUCAUUACUCGACUCCAGUUAAACCCGACAUCGCGUGUUCUACAGUUUGCCUCCCAUUCCUGGGAUGCGACAAUCAUCGAUGUUAUGGCCGCAUUGAUGUCAGGAGGUUGUCUCUGUGUACCCUCGGAAAACGAACGUAUGGGGCAUUUGGCCUUAGCUGCGAAUCGUAUGCGAGCCAAUUGGAUGCUACUGACCCCAACUGUCGCCCGUCAGCUUACUCCUAGCGAGUUUCUUUACCUUGAAACGCUAGUCCUUGGCGGGGAACGGGUCAAUACAACGGACAUUGAAGUCUGGCAUGAUAAAGUCUGUCUCCUGAGCGCAUAUGGCCCAGCAGAGUGCACGCAAACCACGAGCGUGACGAGGCCGUUAGAUAUGACCUGUGAUGCGCGGAACAUCGGUGUCCCAAACGCCAGUGCUGGAUGGGUUGUACGUCCGGACGACCCUGAACAGCUCGUCCCCGACGGGGCUAUUGGAGAGUUACUUAUUGAGGGACCCAUUGUGGGCCAGGGCUAUUUGAAUGAACCUCAGCGUACCUAUCAAGCCUUCAUUGAGGCCCCCAGUUGGUUGCAGGCCAUUCGCUCACCCGGUAUCGUUCGGGUCUAUAGAACUGGGGACUUGGUUCGGUUCGCAGCUGACGGGUCACUCAUCUUUAUUGGACGCAUGGAUGACCAGGUGAAGCUACACGGCCAGCGGUUAGAGCUGGGUGAGGUUGAACAUCACGUUCAGCAGGCUUUCGCUGGAUCGCUUACGGUGAUUGAUCUCAUCCAACCCGGAGAGGAGCAACAAAUGGGUCCGUUUCUCGCAGCAUGUAUCUUCUCUCCCGGCCAUGCUUGUAAAUCACCAUUUCAUGCCGGCAUUUGGGAGCCCCCUUCGGAUACCUUUCGAAAGAAAGUUCAAGAGGCUAGAACAGCAUUGUAUCAGAGCCUGCCUUCAUACAUGGUGCCUUCCGUGUUUCUCCCAUUGGCAUGCCUGCCCAAAGCAACGACAGGAAAAAUUGAUCGAAAGCGUCUCCGGAACUACAUCCUUAACAUGUCCCAAGAGGAACUCCUUACUUAUAGCUCUCCCGAUGUUAACUGGGCGGCCUCUGUUUUAACCCUCAUGGAGACGCGCUUGCAGGAUCAUAUUUCCAGUAUCCUGCAUAAACAACCUUGGCAGGUUUCACCCGAUCAAGAUCUCUUUCAGCUGGGAAUGGAUUCAGUGCUAGCCAUGGCCCUAAUUGCAAGGCUGUACAAGGACGGUCUCAAGCUAACGGUCAGGGAUAUCUUUGAGCAACCUCAGCUGCGUAACCUGGCUCUUGUGGUGCGAGAGACGUUGCGGCCAGAUCAAGAAGGUGUCAGGAAAGCACACAGCCGCAGCCCCCUUCUGCACUAUGCGAGGGAGAUUGCUGAUGAGUGGAAGAUGGCUUUAACCUCCAUUGAGCACAUUUUGCCAACUACCCAUUUCCAGCGAGAGAGCUUGGAGGCGCGACACAAAGUGUACUUCAUUUUCCAUUUUCAUGGCAAGAUCGACUGUCAGCGUCUUCAGCAUGCUGUGCAGGCUGCUGUAGACAAAUACGCCAUACUGCGAACGGUCUUCAUUCCUUGGGACGAGUCUACAGUUCAAAUAACUUUAGGUGACGCCACUGUACCGGUGGAAAUCACGACGACCGAUCUGAAUCCAGUAGAAAUAGCAGGAUCCAUUUGCCGCGAGGAUUCAUCAGCACCCGUUGCCUCCGGCAAACUACACACCCAGCUUCGCUUGAUCAUGGGGUCCAACCGUGAUUCAAUGGCCCUUCGGUUGGCCCAUGCUCAGUAUGACGGCAUCAGCAUGCCUCGUCUGUUCACGGACAUCGCCCGGGCAUAUCAGGGGAUAACUUUAAGUCCUGCUAAGGUGGACUUUCCGGAAUACCUGCACAGCCGCAUCUAUGAUAUUCCUUCACAAGCAUACAAGUUCUGGCGCGACUUGCUCCGAGGUUCCAGCAUGACCUAUCUACGUUCUGAAUCUUCAUCAGGAUCUCCGCCUUCCCAUAAUCGGGGAAGCCUUAUAACGAGCACCACAGAGGUCUCAUACCCGCCAGCCCCCGCUGGAACCACGAUGGCCACCGUCGCCAAGGCAGCUUGGGCCCUCUGCCUAGCACACAUGGCUGGCACUCACGACAUCGUAUUCGGUCAGCUCGUCAACGGCCGAAACCUGGAGCUGCCAGAAGCCGAAACGGUUGUGGGUGCCUGUGUCAAUUACGUCCCAGUCCGUGUGACUCUCCAGGCUGACUGGACCGUGUCAAGCCUCCUCCAUGCGGUUCAUCAGCAGCAAACCCGCAGCAUGUCUUUCGAAACUCUCGAAUACGACGAGCUGGUGGCGCAGUGUACCUCCUGGCCGGCAGACACGGAUCCGGGUACCGGGAUUCACUACGUGAACAUCCCCGAUGCAUUUGCUGGUAGCGGCCUGCCUGGGGUCGGGUCGGACUAUGAGACCUAUGUAUCCCGCUUGCCUUAUUAUCAUCCCCGUGUGACCUGUAGUCCCCUCUCGAAGGGAACACUUGAGCUUACGCUUUACGUCUCGGAUCAGCUGUGGGAUCAGAAUCAGGCGGAUCAGACUCUGCAUCUGUUUGGGCAGACUGUGGUACGCAUUCUGGAGAACCCAACAGGGCUUGCUCUUGAUGUUUUAAAGCGCUAG